Messenger RNA from Macadamia integrifolia, 1282 nucleotides. RefSeq names its product probable 6-phosphogluconolactonase 4, chloroplastic. The coding region runs from base 221 to 988 and encodes 255 amino acids. The transcript has 4 exons. Gene Ontology annotation, molecular function: 6-phosphogluconolactonase activity. Gene Ontology annotation, biological process: pentose-phosphate shunt; carbohydrate metabolic process. The record is from RefSeq and is a predicted model, not a curated record. NCBI's taxonomy places the organism in Eukaryota, Viridiplantae, Streptophyta, Magnoliopsida, Proteales, Proteaceae.
CUGAUAAACUUGAUUAAGAACAGAUUUAACAAAUCUUUAGCAUCAUUUUAGGAUCAAGUUAUUAAUGGAAUAAGCAUAAAACCCCUAUCUAAAUUCUUCAUUUCUGUGGACAACUGAUUGGUUACUCUUUCAAAUCCCGUUGGAAUUUCGUUUCUUAAUCGGAUUCUGAUCGAACUGGAAAAUCUGAGAGUGCAAGAAAGUUCAGUCCAUCGAGGUGGAAAUGGAGUUCACCAAAGGGAAAGCAAAGGUACAUAUUUUCGAUGCUGAUGAGGAUCUCUCAGUCUCUCUUGCGAAAUACACCGCAGCUAUGUCAGAGAAGUUUGUUCAAGAGAGAGGGGCUUUCAGUGUAGUUUUGUCCGGGGGUUAUCUCAUCAAAUAUAUGAACAAAUUAGUAGAACCUCCUUAUGUUGAUUCGGUUGAUUGGGCGAAGUGGCAUGUCUUCUGGUUGGAUGAGAGAGUUGUUCCUAAGGAUCAUGAGGACAGUAACUACAAACUCGCUUAUGAUGGUUUUCUGUCCAAGGUCCCAAUCCCUCCCAGUCAAAUUUAUGCCAUCAACGAUGCAUUGUCUGCUGAGGGAGCUGCUGAUGAUUAUGAAGCCUGUCUUAAAGAGUCGGUAAAGAACAAGGUAGUGGAUUUGUCAGCAACUACUGGGUUUCCUAAAUUUAAUCUCAUGCUAUUAGGAAUGGGCCCAGAUGGUCAUGUAGCUUCUCUGUUCCCUCGGCAUCCUCUUGUGCAUGAGAAGAAGCGAUGGGUUACCUUCAUUAAGGACUCGCCGAAACCACCACCAGAGAGGAUUACUUUCACUUUUCCAGUUAUCAAUUCAUCUGCCUAUAUAGCACUUGUGGUGGUUGGAGCUGCUGAAGCUGGUCCAGUGCAUAGAGCGCUUAGUAAUGAUAGUGAAAGUUCUGAUAUGCUGCCUGUUCAAAUGGUGUCACCUGAAGGGGAGACAACUUGGUUUCUAGACAAGGAAGCAGGUUCAAAGCUGUAGGAUUAUGCAGGCCUGGGACUGUGUUUAGUGUGAUCCAUAUAAUAAGUUUUCUACUGUGUUUAGUGUGAUCCAUAUAAUAAGUUUUCUCUGAUAUCUAUUCUGAAAUGUGUUGUUUAGUAAAAGAUUGUAUGGGCAUGUAAGUCAGUGGCAACAACUGGCUACAGAGGUACCUAGUUGUGUGUAUGCUGCGGGAUUAGAAUGGACUAAAUUUAUCAUACACUGGAUAAAUCCCUAUCGGGUGACUUGUGGUUACAUACAAAUAUAAGUUUGUUUACAGCAUUUUUAGUUUCUAAA